This is a messenger RNA of Diaporthe citri, 1107 nucleotides long. RefSeq lists its product as uncharacterized. The transcript has 3 exons. Bases 1 to 1107 code for a protein of 368 amino acids. NCBI's taxonomy places the organism in Eukaryota, Fungi, Ascomycota, Sordariomycetes, Diaporthales, Diaporthaceae. Gene Ontology annotation, molecular function: D-amino-acid oxidase activity; FAD binding. The record is from RefSeq and is a predicted model, not a curated record.
AUGUCCUCCCAGAUCGUAGUCAUAGGCGCCGGCGUCACCGGCCUGAGCUGCGCCAUUCAGCUGCAAGAAGCCGGCCACGCAGCGGCAGGAGCGAGUGAAGUCACCAUUAUCGCCAGGGACUUCCCCACGCCAUCCGCCCUCGUCGAUCCCAAGGCCCAGAUCAACUUCACCAGCCCCUGGGGCGGCGCACACAACCGAUGGGUGCCGCCCCCUGUCGACGGGCAGGCCCAGCCCAACGACCUGCGGGAUCACCGCCUCGCCCUAGCCACUUUCCGCCGCAUGAGGUCACUGCAGGGGUCGAACCCCGAGGCAGGUAUCACCUUCAUGAAGGGAGUCGAGUAUCUGGAGAACCCUGCGCCUGAGUAUCGAGCGCUGACCCGCGAGCAUGGCGAGGGAAGUGCAAAGGCUCUGGAACUCGAGGGCUUCCGCGUCCUGGAGAGGAGCGAGCUGCCGGAUGACAAGAUCAGCCUGGGGAUCGAGUACGACACGUGGUGUGUCAACCCUAUGGUGUACUGCAGCUUCUUGCUGAACAGGUUCGUCUUCCGCGGUGGCCGGAUCCUCCGGAGGGAAAUCAGCCGGCCCGAAGAGGUCUAUGAGAUGCGUGAUCUAGGCGGACCCGUUAAGGCGGUAGUAAACGCCUCAGGCAUGGGAUUCAAUGACCCGAAGUCGUAUAUCAUCAGGGGACAAACAUGUCUCGUUGCCAACCUUUGCCACGAGACAGUAACCAGGCAAAAUGCAGACGGCAGCUGGACAUUCUGUGUACCACGGAACUUCGAAGGCGGGACCAUAAUAGGUGGCACCAAGGAGCCGAACAGUUGGGACACAGAGCCGUCAUUGGAGGUCAGGGAAAGGCUGGUGCGGGCUUUCGUGGCCACGCACCCCAAGAUUGCGGACGAGUCUGGCUCCGUGCGAGUCCUGAAAGAUGUCGUAGGGCGACGGCCAGCCCGUCAGGGCGGGGCAAGGCUGGAGAGUGAGGAGGUUGCCCCUGGAAAGAUAGUUGUGCAUGCGUAUGGCCUUGGCGGCAGAGGAUAUGAAUUGUCCUGGGGUGUCGCGGAGACAGUUCAGAAGCUGCUCGAUGAAGCCAGCCCUGCCAAGGCCCGAAUAUGA